This is a messenger RNA of Hansenula ciferrii, 2823 nucleotides long. It is a transcript of the gene RAT1, whose product is annotated as ssRNA exonuclease RAT1. The transcript has a single exon. NCBI's taxonomy places the organism in Eukaryota, Fungi, Ascomycota, Saccharomycetes, Phaffomycetales, Wickerhamomycetaceae. Gene Ontology annotation, cellular component: nucleus. Gene Ontology annotation, biological process: nuclear-transcribed mRNA catabolic process. Gene Ontology annotation, molecular function: RNA binding; 5'-3' RNA exonuclease activity. Bases 1 to 2823 code for a protein of 940 amino acids. The record is from RefSeq and is a predicted model, not a curated record.
AUGGGUGUUCCAGCGUUCUACAGAUGGCUAUCCAGGAAGUACCCGAAAAUCAUCUCCCCUACUCUGGAAGAAGAUGCUACGGUCGUGGACGGUGUAACGGUGCCGCCUUCAUAUAGUAAUCCAAAUCCAAAUGGUGAAUUGGACAAUUUGUAUCUUGAUAUGAAUGGUAUUGUCCAUCCAUGUUCCCAUCCGGAAAAUAGACCACCUCCAGAGACUGAAGAUGAAAUGUUAUUGGCCGUGUUUGAAUAUACCGAUAGAGUGUUGAAUAUGGCUAGACCUAGAAAAGUACUUAUGAUCGCUGUUGAUGGUGUUGCUCCAAGAGCUAAAAUGAAUCAACAAAGAGCUAGAAGAUUUAGAUCUGCUAGAGAUGCGAAGAUACAAGAUGAAGAAAGACAAAGAUUACAAGAUUUGAGAGAAGGUUAUGGUGAAGUUAUAGAUGAAGCUGUUAAAGUUAAAAAAACUUGGGAUAGUAAUGCAAUUACUCCAGGUACUCCAUUUAUGGAUAAAUUAGCCCUUGCAUUAAGAUAUUGGACUGCUUAUAAAUUAAGUUCUGAUCCGGGAUGGAAAGAUCUACAAGUUAUCAUUAGUGAUGCUACAGUUCCAGGUGAAGGUGAACAUAAAAUUAUGAACUUUGUUAGAAGUCAAAGAUCUGAUAUUGAAUAUAAUCCAAAUACAAAACAUGCUAUUUAUGGGUUAGAUGCUGAUUUGAUUUUCUUAGGUCUAGCUACUCAUGAACCUCAUUUCAGAGUUUUAAGAGAAGAUGUUUUCGCUCGUGAUAAUAAAAUGAUGAGUGUACAGGAAAAAAUGAAUUUAAGUGAAGAACAUCGUAAGCUUAUUGAAGAAAAAGAAUCCAAAAAACCAUUUCUAUGGUUAAAUAUUAAUGUUUUGAGAGAAUAUUUGGAAAUUGAAUUAAACAUACCGAGACUUCCUUUCAAAUUUGAUUUAGAAAGAGCUAUUGAUGAUUGGGUCUUUAUGUGUUUCUUUUGUGGUAAUGAUUUCUUGCCACAUUUACCAUCUUUAGAUGUUAGAGAUAAUAGUAUUGAUUUAUUAGUCAGUAUUUGGAAACAAGUUUUACCAAAAAUGAAAUCAUAUAUUACAUGUGACGGUAUUUUAAACUUAGAAAAUGUUGAAGUAUUAUUAUCAAAUUUAGCACCAAGGGAAGCAGAUAUUUUCAGACAGCGUCAAGCACAGGAUCAACGUCGUAAUGAUAACGAUAAAAGAAGAAAAGUUUGGCAAGAAGAAGAUAAAAUUGCUAAAAACCAAUAUUUGGCAAAUGUUACAAAGGGGAAAGCUGAUAAAGGUACAUAUACCCCAGUGAAUAACUUACCAUUAUUCGAUGUUAAUAAUCAAAGUGUUGGUAAAGUUCAUAUGUCAAAUAAAGAAUUGGCGCAAGCUCAAAUUAAUGCAGGUAAAACACCUGAUGCAACAACUGACGAUUCAUCAGCUAAAGAAGAAAGUGAAACUCCACAACCUGAAGUUAAAGAAGAAGAUGUUGAAAAUGCAAAUCAAGCUAAUAUCAGUGCAGCAGCAGCUUUAAGACAAAAAUUAUUAGCAAAUAAAACUAAAAAAAGCGAAGAUGCUACUAUUGGUGAAAAACGCCAAAUUCCUGAUUCUCCAACUGACUCAGCUGUAAGUAGUGAUUCAGAAGCUGCUGAUGUUGAUGGUGAUCCAGUUAGAUUAUUUGAACCAGGUUAUCAUGAUAGAUAUUAUAGAAUCAAAUUCCAUAUUUCCGAUGAAGAAGUUGAAGCUACAAGUAAAGAAGUUGUCAAACAUUAUAUUGAAGGUAUUUCAUGGGUCUUGUUAUAUUAUUAUCAAGGUUGUCCAUCAUGGAAUUGGUAUUAUCCUUAUCAUUACGCACCAUUUGCUCAAGAUUUCACAAAUAUCAAAGAUCUAGAUAUUAAAUUCACACAAGGGAAACCAUUUUUACCUUAUGAACAAUUAAUGUCAGUUCUACCAGCUGCUUCUGGUCAUAAUUUACCAGAAAUUUUCAGGCCAUUAAUGUCUGAUGCAGACUCACCUAUUAUUGAUUUUUAUCCAGAAGAUUUCCCAAUAGAUAUGAAUGGUAAAAAGAUGUCAUGGCAAGGUAUAGUUUUACUACCAUUUAUUGAUGAAAAGAGAUUAUUGGAAGUUGUUAGAGAUCAAUACCCAAAAUUAACAGAUGCUGAAAAGGGAAGAAAUGUUAGAAAAGAAGAUGUUGUGUUUUUAAGCAAAGAAAAUAAGCGUUUCAAAGAAUUUAAAAAAUUAUAUUCUGAUUCUAAAAAAGUUGAAGCUAUUGAUUUCCAUUUCAAUAAAACUGGCUUAUGUGGUAAAGUUUUGUCCAAUGAAAAAUUUCAAUUUGAUUCUAUAUUACCUUGUCCAAUUGAAGGUGAUGAUCAUCAAUAUAAUGAUUUAGAUACAAAUGCAUUUUUAUAUGCAGAUUAUAUCAUGCCACCAAAAUCACACGGUAAAUCAAUUAUUUUAACCGGUUAUAUUAAGCAUAAACCUGUCUUAAGUCAAGAAGAUAAAGAUGGUAUUGUGUAUGGUAGAGGUGGUGGUAGAAGAAAUUACCAUGAUGCGUCACAAAAUAUAAUUGAAACAGGACCAGGUAGUAAUAGUUCUUAUGCACCAAGAUUUGGUGGUUAUAAAUUUUUCUUAUGGUUAGCUGCUCAACAACAACAACAAUUUCAACAACAACAAAACCUAAAGCAAUUCAUGAAUAGUAAUCAAAACCAAAGAAUUGGUAUGAAUCCUACUGUUCAGCCUUCAAGUAGUGGUAACUUAUCAGUUAGACCUGGUAGUCAAAACUUACCACAACCAAGCCGUAAUGGUGUUUUAAGAAGAUGA